Molecule: messenger RNA, 768 nt
Organism: Schistosoma intercalatum
Lineage: Eukaryota; Metazoa; Platyhelminthes; Trematoda; Strigeidida; Schistosomatidae
Source: the annotation of a GenBank genome assembly
AUGUCGUCUCCUAGUCCAGGAAAGAAAAGAAUGGACACAGAUGUUGUCAAAUUAAUCGAGAGUAAGUACGAAGUGACAAUACUAGGUGGUUUAAACGAGCUUAUGGUAAAAUUCUUUGGACCUCCAGAAACUCCAUACGAGGGUGGGAUUUGGAAGGUUCGUGUUGAUCUUCCCGAACGAUAUCCUUUCAAAUCUCCCUCAAUUGGAUUCAUGAACAAAAUAUUCCACCCGAAUAUUGAUGAAGCGUCUGGUACAGUUUGUCUUGAUGUCAUAAACCAACAAUGGUCUGCUCUUUAUGACUUAACCAAUAUUUUUGAGUCUUUCUUGCCACAGCUUUUAGCAUAUCCAAAUCCUACAGAUCCACUUAAUAGCGAUGCUGCUUCUUUGUUUAUGUUCAAACCCUCAGAGUAUGUCACAAAAGUAAAAGAAUAUGUCCAACGUUUCGCAAGUGAAGAAGCUUUAAAAGCUGAAGAGAAUAGAGAAGCUGAGUCUAGUUCCUCAGAUGGUGAAAGCUCUAUGUCAGACUACACGGAUGAUAUGGCUAGAGAUAUGGAGCUAUGAUACUAUCUUUUGUAGGAGUGGAAAUGCACUAAGAUUGGUCUAUGCUCGCUACCGCUCUGCUUUCAUGCCACAAAUUAUAAUUUCAAAAGUAAAACAAUAAUUAUCAUUACUAUUAUUAUUAGUUACUGCUAUCACUUAUUCUUGUAUUGGUAGUUUAAAAGAUGACACUCUAUCCUCUAUUGGUUCCUCUUCGAACUUCUCUUAACC